Molecule: messenger RNA, 831 nt
Organism: Wyeomyia smithii (pitcher-plant mosquito)
Lineage: Eukaryota; Metazoa; Arthropoda; Insecta; Diptera; Culicidae
Exons: 3
Coding region: 1-831 (276 amino acids)
Source: RefSeq, a predicted model, not a curated record
AUGGACAGGGAUAAGGAGGAGAAUAUCUUGACGGAUGAUCGUGAGGUGAUCGAAAGGUGGAGACAGGCAGGAGACCAUAACAGCGACGCAGGAGACUCUGUCGGUGCAGCAAGCAACGGAGAUGUGCCACCCCCAUCGAUAACCGAAGUUUUUGAUUCUAUCCAAAGGCUUAAGAACAACAAGGCACCUGGAAAGGGCGGUAUCGAAGCGGAGCUUCUCAAGAUGGGCCCGGGCGCUUAUGACUUUGCGGAUGAUGUGGACACUGUCGGCAGAACAUUUGAGGCGAAAGCGGAUCAGUACACCAGACUUAAAUGUGAAACAGAGAAGUUUGGACUGAAGAUAUAUUCAUCUAAAACGAAAUACAUGCUAGUGGGUGGUGCUGAGCGUGACAGGGCACGCCUAGGUAUUGUUGUGAUAAUCGACGGUGAUGAGUUUGAGGUAGUUGACGAGGUCGCGUACCUUGGCUCAAUGGUAACUGAGAACAACGAUACCAGCCGUGAGAUUAGGAGGCGAAUCAUCAGCGGGAGUCGUGUCUAUUAUGGACUCCACAAAAAAAUACGGUCGAAACGUCUAAGUUCUCGCACAAAGUGCAGCUUGUACAAAACGCUUAUCAGACCGGUUGUUCUCUACGGGCAUGAGACGUGUACAAUGCUUGAAGAGGACCUGCGAGCGCUCGGAGUUUUCGAACGACGGGUGCUGAGAUCUAUCUUUGGCGGUGUACAGGAGAACGGAGCAGCGGAUUACAUUCUCGCUAGAGGUCCAAUCGCUCUCGCCAGUGGAAAGCUGCUGGCUGCUGCUGCUGCUACUGCAAGGGAAGUCGGCUGGCGAUAG